AUGAAAAUUGAAGCGUUAAAUGCAAUCGACAAACGAGUGAAUUACUUUUAUUCAAUACAAAUGGAUAAUGAACGUGAAGAAGACGAUGAAAUUGAUUUAACAGUUAUUCAACGUACAUCAUCAAUGGAUUCACUUGAACAAAAUGAAUCAAAUAACCAAAAUCUUCGUUUUGUUAGUGGUUGUCAUAAAUGGAUAAAUACAAAUAAUAAUAAUAAUAAUAUUCGUGUAGAAAAAUCAUAUAUUAUUAAUAAUGAUAAUGAAAAUUUAAUUGAUGAAAAAAAAUUUUCAAUUAUUAAUAAUAAAAAUAAAAUUGAAAAUAAAGAUGAUGAAAAUAUUUGUAACUCAAAUCAAAUGGAUUUAGCACUUAAUCAUUUUGAUAUACAAUUACAAGUUAAUAAUGGUCAACUUGAACAAGCUACUCGUUAUGGAGUUUUUUCAUCAUUAUUAUCUAAAGAUUUAAAUCUUGUUAAAAUAGAUCAAUAUUCACAAACAAUUGAACCUGAAAUGGAUGUGGAUACUAGAAAUGGAAAUAAUAAUCAUUAUUCGAAACAAUAUAAUGGAAAUAGUAAUAAUAAUACUACUAAUAAUAAUAAUGGUUCAUAUCAAAGAAAUUAUCAAACAAAUGGAUCAUCAGGAAAUGGUGGAAAUGGAAAUGGAUCAAAUCGAAAUAAUAAUAAUAAUAAUAAUCCAAGACGACCUAAUGAUGAUGGUAGUGGAGACAAUGAAGAUGAUGAUGAUGAAAAUGAAACAGAUGAAAGUUUAGCUCGUCGAUUAGGUUUUCGACCAAUUGAUAAUGAUGUCCUACGUGUAAUAGGUCGUAUACGUCGUUUAACAAAUAAAAAAUCAUUUGAUAAACAAGAUUUUGAAAAUAUUCAAUAUUUAAUUGAUGAAUUAAUAAGUUUACAACGUUUAGAAAAUAGUUCCGAAGAACAUUUAAAAAAAAUUAUUCAUUAUCUUAAACUUUAUCGUAUAUUACGUACAAAAUCUCAUGCAUUACAAUUUAUACAAGAACGUUUACCACAACGUACAGUUCGAUCUAAUAAUGAAAAUAAUUCAAAUGUAUUUAAUAUUUGGCGUGAACGAGAAAGACGUGCUAGAAUUGAUUCAAAAGAUAGUUUAGAAGAUGAAGGACAAAAUACAAAUGGACAACAAUCACAAGAUAGAAUAGAUUUAAAUUAUUCAACAUCAUCAAUUAUUCAUUCAAAUAAUUCUACUAAUAAAUCAAAAGUUAAACAAAUGGCAAAACAUAUUGAUACAAGAUCAGCAUCAUCACGUACAGGAGAUUAUAUACGAAGUUCAUCACCAUCAUUAAUAAAUCCAAAUCAAGCUUCUGAUCGUUUAUAUAAUGAAGUAUUUCUUGAAGAUCGUUCACGAACAAGAAGACAUGUAUCACCAAUAUCAUCAUCGGAACAGCGUCGUGUACGACAAAUGGUUGAUCGUCUUGAAUCUUCGUCAACACCAACACCAACACCAACAACAAAUACACAAGGAACAAAAAAGAAUUCAAUAAAUAAAUCUUUUCAUGAAGAAUAUUCAAAUACAUCAACAAAUUUUCCAUCAUCACCAAAUAUUCAACGAGUAACAAGACGAGAAAAUCAAGAAUAUGGUUUAACAAAUGGAAGUUUUGGUUUUCGUCAUAGAAGUCCAUAUGAAGAAAAUUAUAUUCAAGAUAAUAGUUCAAAUAUGAGAAGAUUCGAAUCUGAUCAAAACAAACUUAUAAGUUCAGGACGACGUACUGUUAGUGGAACAUAUAAUGACGACUAUAUGCCUUCUCUUAAUCCGAAUGCUGAAACGUCUGUUUCAAUGGUUCGUGAUAUUCGUACUCGUUUUUAUGAAGAUGAUUCAACUCCAUCACGUACUCAUCAUCAUCAUGAUAAUAUACCAGUUAAAGUUGAUGUUGAAACAUUGUAUAUAUUAGAACAAAAAGCUGUACCAUCAAAUCCUAAUAUUUAUACAUCUGAUUAUGGAUUUAAUCGUUCAUCAACAUUAGAUCGACAUGAUUUUGCUGCACAAACAACAAUACCAACAACAACAACAACAACUAUAAAACCAUCUUAUCGGCCAAUAGGUACACAAGUUAAUACAACAGUUGAACAUAAUACAGUUGGUGCUCAAACAACAGAUUCAUUACAUCGACCAAUAAGAGAACGGCAAUGUAUACAAAUAGAAUCUAAUGAAAAUGAUGAAGCAAAUGAAAUUAUACGAAAAAAAACAACAACAACAACAACAAAAUAUGAAGUUAAACGACGUCAUUCAAGUCAUGAUACAAGUGAAGAUGAAGAUGAACCUGGUACAACAACUAUUGUUUAUACUGAUGAUAAAGAAAAUUUUCAAACAAUAACAACUGAUAAUCAAAUAAAAGAUAUUCCUGAACAACGUACAUCAUAUGUUCAAGUUUCAUCACAUGAACGUACUGAUCAAAUAAGUGAUACAAAUCGAAAUGUUAUUCGUCGUCAUAUUGAACAAAGUGAUUAUAAUGAAAAUGAACAUCAUUCAUUAGAAGUUUAUGAAAUUCAUAAUCGUGGUGCAUGUAAAUGUCUUGUUGUAUCUUAUGAAGAAAAAACUCAAUAUGGUUCAGAAACACGUUUUGAAAAACAACUUCAACGUAUUGAACGUACAUAUACAGAUGAAGAAUUAAAAUCAGCUGAAUUACAUGUUAUUGUUACAUCAUCAGAUGAAAAUUAUCAAUUAGUACGACGUGAAUAUGCUUUAAAUACAUAUGAUGAUGAUGAUAAAACAUAUGAUAAAACAAGAUAUCCAUCAAUAACAAUACAUUAUUAUACUAAAGAUGGAAUUCGAAUGAGAACAGAACAAAAUAGAAAUCUUGAAAAUUUACCUUUAUUUAUUCGUUGUGAAAUUGAAUAUGAACUUAAUCAUUAUGGUAGUGCACAAUUAAUAAUAUUAUCUGUAACAAGUGCUGAACGUCGUCAAAUGAAUAUUACAGUAAAAAGAGAAACUGUUGAUGAAACAAUAUCACGUAUUAAUGGUCGUUUACCAGCAAAUAGUUCUGAAUUAGAAAAUGAAAUAGCUCGACAAUUAGCUGAACCAAUACCAUUAUUACAUCUUGUUGAUUAUUCAUCACGUGAUGAUUAUAGUCAAACAAAUUCAACUGAUAUACGUCGUGUAUCACGUAUUGAUGUAACAACAUCAUUACGUCUUGUUCAACGUUAUCGUACUGUUAUACAUCGUCUUUGUCAAUCAUAUCGUUCACAUCUUCGUUUAACAACACAAGCUGAACAACAACGUUAUUUAAUAUUAGUUGCACGUGAUGAUUAUUAUUUAUUAGAUUUAGCAUCUCAAAUAUCAAAUGUAUCAACAUUUACAUAUGAUAUUCAACAACCACAACCACAACCAGAAGUAUUUCAACAUGUUCCUCAACAAC
This is a messenger RNA of Rotaria sordida, 3382 nucleotides long. NCBI's taxonomy places the organism in Eukaryota, Metazoa, Rotifera, Eurotatoria, Philodinida, Philodinidae. The record is from the annotation of a GenBank genome assembly.